UGUUUUUGAAGCUGUGUUGUAUAACGGAGUUGGGGAGACGGGUUAUUUGUCACACUUUGUACUCUACUGAAGUCGGAGUAAGAAUUGAAUAGAAGAAGAACAAGAAGCCCUAUAACAGAUGGUAUUGCCCCCACAGUGCCUGGAUCUCAUCAUUGAGUCAGUCUGGGAUUACAUGAAGAAACAGAAGCAACUGAUACAGCCUAAAUGUUGCUGUUUUGAAGGCAAAGCAUCAUAUGAUGUUAAUAUACAAAGAAGCAAGCACCAGUGGCCCAUGGAUACUCUGGUUCAUUUGCACCCUUCUCUCACUUUUUCAUGGUGUAAUAUCUGAGACCAGCAGAGCACUGGACAUUAUGACAAAAUAUCCACUAAUCGAUGGUCACAAUGACCUGGCACUACGUCUGCGAAUACAGUAUAAAAACAAACUGAGUCAGCUCAAUCCGCACAAUAUUCCUAAAGUGGCUACAGAUAUCACUCGCCUCACUGCUGGUCAUGUUGGAGGACAGGUCUUUGCAGCAUAUGUGUUAUGUACGGCUCAGGAUAAGGAUGCUGUCAGACUGACUAUGGAACAGAUUGAUGUCAUUCGUCGUCUGUGUACUGAAAACCAAGAGUUGGAACUGGUCAUGACAGCUGGAGGAAUGAGAAACAGUGCAAAAAUUGCAUGUCUCAUCAGUGUGGAGGGAGGUCACUCCAUCGACAGCAGUUUACCAGCAUUGCGAAUGUUCUACCAGCUUGGAGUAAGAUCCAUGACCCUUACACACACCUGCAACACACCGUGGGCUGAGAGCUCAUCUAGACAUUACCCAUACUACCAGCGGAAGAACAAUAGCCUGACAGAAUUUGGGAAGGCAGUGGUGAAUGAAAUGAACAGGUUAGGAAUGCUGAUUGAUCUGUCCCAUACGUCUUGGGAGACAGCCAGAGCAGUGCUGAAGCAUUCUACAGCUCCAGUUAUUUUCAGCCACUCCUCAGCCCAUGCUAUCUGUAACAACACUCGCAAUGUACCUGAUGACCUGCUACUGCUCCUGAAAGAAAAUGGCGGGCUUAUCAUGGUAAACUUCUACAGCAGUUUUGUAGCAUGCUCAAAGGAAGCAGACGUCUCUAAUUUGGCUGAUCAUUAUGAUCAUAUUAAGGAGGUGAUUGGAGCUGAAAGCAUUGGGAUUGGAGCAGACUUUGAUGGGGCACAAGGAUUUCCUCAAGGCCUAGAGGAUGUAUCCAAAUAUCCAGCUCUAAUUGGGGAACUGGUGUCAAGAAACUGGAGUGAGGAGGAGUUGUCAGGAGUGCUAAGACUGAACUUCCUUAGAGUAUUCCAAAAGGUUGAAAAGGUGCGAGAUGAUAUGUCUAACACUUUACCAAGUGAAGUUGAAAUCCCAUUUUUGGAAGCAAACAACAGCUGUCGCGUGAUACUGACCCAUCCGGUCAUCAGAUCUGAGAGAAACUAUCGAAACACAAAUUCUCCUUUACUGCCUGCGACAUCUCUAGCCUGGUUCGUCCCACUUUUUGCCCAGUUAAUCUAAUUGUAGAGCAAUACAUCAACCAAGGACAAUGUACAAUCAAAUAUCUUAUUGCAGAUUGGCUUCAGACCAAGAGUUAAAUUGACUGCUAACUCAAUGGCUGAAACUGAUACAUUUAUUCCUUUUGGAGAUAUACAUCGUCAGGUUUGGAAACAGUUCUUGAAAACUAAACUUGAGAUUUUUAAAAUAUUGAUUUCUAGUAGACAGAUUUAAUUAUUGUAGCUAAUUAAAAACUGAAAUGCCUUUCAAUAAGCUUUUGAAUUAAAUGUUUAAAGAGAAAUAAAGUAUAGGAAAGGUUCUUUUUUUUUUUUUUUUUUAAAUAAGAACUCCUUAAGUUGUCCAUUAGUUGAUGAAAUAAUAAAGGCGUUGUUGUAUUCUGUAAGUAUAUGGGACUGUGUGCAUCCUGUAUGUGAUUGUGUGUGUGUGUGUGCAUUCUGUGUGUGUGUGUGUGUGUGUGUGUGUGUGUGUGUGUGUGUGUGUGUAUGCAUUCUGGCUGCGUCAUAGUCUAACCCAUUCAUCUCUCUUUCUCUCUGUGUCAGUGAGUGAGUGAGUGAGUGUGUGUGUGUGAAUAUUUUGCUCUCUUGAUGUUUUAAAGCCUCACCCCUUCAUUUCUGUGUGUGUUCGUCCAGCAUUGGGGCUGAUAUAUAGAUUGUAUUCAACACAUAUAUAUAAAAAAAUUGCUCUGUGUUAGGAUAUUUCCCACUCAUGUCCUAAGGUCGGUCAAUUCUGACUGCAAACAGCCCAGGUGGCAAAAAUGACAGAAGAGUCUAGUAGGGUUAAACUGGGAUAUGAGAAAUUAUUUAAACGUUUUCUUUUUUCCUUUUUUUUUUUAAAUGUAAUUUUCAGCUGUGUGUCUUGUUAAGCUGCUUGACAAGAAUAUGUGAUGUGUGCAGUAAAAUCGUUUAGAUAUAAUAUAAAAAAGAACUCUCGGAAUCUGUGGUUUAAGCAGAUUUUCAUGUAGGAUAUUUUUAAAUUCAUGGAGCACUUUAUUGGAACUUUUUUAAUUUAUUUUUCACAUUUUAGUUUUAUAGCUUUUAAAAUGUACUUUCCUAAAUUGUCUGCACAGCAAAGUCAACUGCUUGUUUCAAGUGUUUAAUCUUAAAACACUAUUCAGGGAGUUCAUAGAACAUUAAGACCAAUAACAAUAAUGGAUUAUUGCCUUUAUAUUCCAGAUAUAAUAUUGUAAAAAUAGUCAAUACAAUCUUUCAUAUAUUUCUUUUAUUUGUUUAACAACUUAUUUUUUUGUCUGUAUAGACAUCAUGCCCUACAGAAAGAAUAAAGAUUAUGUAUUGUAUCCAAAAUGUUUGAGUUUUGCACUAAAAUGCAUGUUGAAAAGAACAGUUAAUUUACAAUGAGAAAUGUCUUUCUCUUUAUGAUUGUGUAACAGUCCAUUCAUAAAUUGCAUAACCCACAGAAGCAUGCAUGUCCAAUAUCCAUCCCAUUCCUUGGGCCGGAUUCACGAAAAUGUUCUUAUGAAACAAAAAGAAAAAAAAAGUUCUUAGGAUAAAUCAUAAGAAGUUCAUAAGAGGUGGAAUUCUUGAAAAAUUCUUAAAUAUUUUCAUAAGAACAUCUUAAUUGUUUUUCUUAAGAAUAAAAUGGCAUUAUCAACAAAAUGUCUUUUUUUCUGAUUUCUGAGUCUUCUAGAAGGCUCAUGAGGUUGCCUUGUCUAAUACAACAAGUUACAUCAACACUGGUAUAAUCGUAACGAUAAAUUGAUCUUUCUAUUAACCUAUUUGAGGUAGCAAGCACCUUGUUAUAAUUUUUUAUGUAAAUUCUGGAUGUUUCUAUGGACUCUUAAGAUCGCGAAGAGAUAUCGCUUUAUUGAAUUGACCUGCCACAUUAAGAAUUAAGCUUCAAUUUUGAUUGUUUGAAUUUCAUAACAUUUAUGUGGUUUAAAGCGGAAAAUAAAAAUUACUUAAAACAUUCAAAAACUUGUUGUGGUCUAAAAUCACAUUUCUACAUAAGCAGUCCAUCGUGACUUCUGACUCAACAUUAUAGAUUGCGUCACAUUUUGAGCAAUCCAGUAAAUUCAUCAAACAUCUUACCUUUAGGGAUUUAGGAUAACUGUGUGGUGGUUAGCCUAACUUUAAGGUGUUAUUUAUGAUGAUUUCUGAGGAAAAAAGUUUUAAGAACAAGUUUUUGUUAAGAACAAUCUUUCUUAGGAAAUUGUUUUGGGAAUACAGAAUAUUGGUAACAUUUCUUAAGUUAGAAUUUAAGAAGAAGAUGUGAAGUUAAGCAGAAUUAUCUUAAGCAAGUUUUGUGAAUCAGGCCCCUAUUCCUUUGGUUAUUUUCUGAAGAUAAUACUUUCAACACAAUAAUGGGUGUUUCUACAAAUAAAUAAUAAGGACGAAAUAAAUUAAAUAGUUACAAGAACACAAGUGGAAAUGUAAUUUCAGCACUUGUGUUCUGAAUGACUGUCUUUUAUGUAUCUGGAA
Molecule: messenger RNA, 3943 nt
Organism: Xyrauchen texanus (razorback sucker)
Lineage: Eukaryota; Metazoa; Chordata; Actinopteri; Cypriniformes; Catostomidae
Product: dipeptidase 2-like
Exons: 12
Coding region: 234-1511 (425 amino acids)
Biological process (GO): proteolysis
Molecular function (GO): metallodipeptidase activity
Source: RefSeq, a predicted model, not a curated record